Messenger RNA from Rubroshorea leprosula, 1785 nucleotides. The record is from the annotation of a GenBank genome assembly. NCBI's taxonomy places the organism in Eukaryota, Viridiplantae, Streptophyta, Magnoliopsida, Malvales, Dipterocarpaceae.
CUGCUCUUCUUCUUCCUCCUCCGCCGUGUCAUUCCCUUCCGUCAUCCAAAUGGCCAGAACAGCAUGCGCCAAUCUCAUCCCAACCCUAACGUUUCUUCCACUCAAAUCCACUGUUUUCACCAGAAGCUCCCAAUUAAUGGGUGUCAUUGGAAUUAGAAGGAGAUUAUACUCUUCUUCUUCUUCCAAAAUAAGCAUGAGCUUGAGAGCAGGCAUCGUCGGUCUCCCCAACGUCGGAAAAUCCACUCUUUUCAAUGCUGUUGUUGAGAAUGGAAAGGCUCAAGCUGCUAAUUUUCCUUUUUGUACAAUCGAGCCGAAUGUAGGCAUUGUUGCUGUUCCAGAUUCACGACUCCAUGUUCUUUCCGAACUCAGCAAAUCUCAAAGAGAAGUAGCAGCAUCUAUAGAAUUUGUGGACAUUGCUGGGCUUGUGAAAGGUGCCAGUCAGGGGGAGGGGUUGGGUAAUAAAUUCUUGUCACAUAUACGAGAGGUGGACUCCAUUCUUCAGGUUGUGCGCUGUUUUGAAGAUAACGACAUUAUUCACGUGAAUGGAAAAGUUAAUCCUAAAUCUGAUAUAGAUGUCAUCAAUUUAGAGCUUGUUUUCUCAGAUUUGGACCAGAUUGAGAAAAGAAUGGAGAAGCUCAAGAAAGGGAAAGGAAAAGAUUCGCAAUCUAAACUUAAGGAGGAAGCAGAAAAAUCUGCCUUGGAAAGGAUUCAACGUGCACUCAUGGAUGGAAAACCAGCACGCUCAGUUUCUUUAACAGAUUUUGAGAAGGAUUCUGUGAAGCAUCUUUGUUUGCUUACAAUGAAACCAGUCAUAUAUGUAGCCAAUGUUGCAGAAUCUGAUAUUGCAGACCCUGGAGGUAACCCCCAUGUCAAAGAAGUGAUGAAUCUUGCUUCAGAGUUGCAAUCUGGAAUGAUGACAAUUUCUGCACAGGUUGAGUCAGAGCUCACUGAACUUGCAUCUGAAGAGAGAACAGAAUAUUUGAAAUCUCUUGGUGUGAGUGAAGGUGGGCUUGGAAACCUUAUUCGGGCAACAUAUAGUCUUCUGGGGCUGCGUACAUACUUUACUUCAGGCGAGAAGGAAACAAAAGCAUGGACGAUACUUGCAGGAAUGACUGCACCUCAAGCAGCAGGAGUUAUUCACUCUGACUUUGAGAAAGGCUUCAUUCGUGCUGAAACGGUGGCCUAUGAUGAUUUUGUUGCUGCUGGUUCACUGGCAGCAGCAAGGGAAAAAGGACUUUUGAGAUCUGAGGGAAAAGAUUAUGUUGUACAAGAGGGAGAUGUAAUGCUAUUUCGUUUCAACGUAUAAUAGCUGUAUAUUUGGAGCUGAAGGCAACUUUUUGCUCUGUCUGAUGCUACACAAAUCAAAGGACUAGACGGUCGGCUUACUCCUAACUCCUUUUGGGAAUCCAGUGGUCUGAACAUCCCAUUAGGAGGUAAGUAUGAUACAAUUGGGAGCUUUCACCAUAUAUCACUUACGAGAUUUAUAUAUAGACAAUGCUUGUUGUAGUAUCAGAUUCAUCAAUUCAUUACAGUUCCAUUGCAAGGAAAAGAACCCUUCUCUGCUCUCCUUCCUGUCAUUAUGACAUCAAAUGUGUUUAAUCCCAAAUAUGUUGCUCCACAAGGAUAAAGUUCUGCUACAUUCUUUUUGUCCUUUCGGAGAAUAAAGGCAGUUCAAGGUUCUGGUAAAUUCAGGAACUCAUAUUUCAAUGUAAGUAGAAACUAGCAAAUUGUGUGAGUUUUUUGGCAAGUCAUUGAAACAGUACCCCGUUACUGGUUCAAAGUGGU